CAAGUGCAAUAUACAUGUGAACCAGAAGAGCUUCCUAGUGGAGAAGUUCGCCCUCGAUGCUUUCCUAUCCCUCGCAUCUUUAGAAUAUGCCCUGACCGUCCGGCCGUGGAAAUCACGAAACUUAUCAAGAUCGACCUCAAGACAGGAGAGAUUGAAAUGCCAGACGAGUCUAGUUCCCUUCUUCCAAAGGGCAAGCACUGGCGAGACAUACGUCGAUACAACCCUGAAGCCAAAGCUGGAUCGAGUGAUUGA
Molecule: messenger RNA, 252 nt
Organism: Suillus subaureus
Lineage: Eukaryota; Fungi; Basidiomycota; Agaricomycetes; Boletales; Suillaceae
Exons: 3
Source: RefSeq, a predicted model, not a curated record